AUGGCUUCACCAUCCUCUCCUGCCAAUGGCACUCCCGCCUCUGUCAAGGAAUCACCUGUACCUAGCAGCCCAGGAUCUCCUUACGUUGAGCGUAGCAACCCCAUGGGUGCCGGCAACGCUCAGACAGUCAGCUCCAAGGAUCCAAAAGCUGUGGCUCAAGCUGCCACGGACAUGAAGAACGUCGUCCGCCGCAAACUGACCGGCUAUGUUGGUUUCGCCAAUUUGCCCAACCAAUGGCACCGCAAGAGUGUGCGUAAAGGAUUCAACUUCAACGUAAUGGUUGUUGGUGAAUCGGGUCUUGGAAAGUCGACUCUCGUCAACACUUUGUUCAACACCUCCCUCUACCCCCCCAAGGAGCGUACCGGCCCGAGUCACGACAUCAUCCCGAAGACAGUCUCUAUCCAGUCCAUCAGCGCAGAUAUUGAGGAAAAUGGCGUCCGUCUUCGCUUGACUGUGGUCGACACUCCCGGCUUCGGUGAUUUUGUCAACAACGAUGACUCGUGGCGCCCUAUCGUCGAAAACAUCGAGCAGAGAUACGAUGCCUACUUGGAGGCGGAGAACAAGGUUAACCGCACAAACAUUGUCGAUAACCGUAUUCACGCCUGUGUCUACUUUAUCCAGCCCACCGGCCACUCGCUGAAGCCCCUCGACAUUGAGGUCAUGCGUAGACUGCACACCAAGGUCAACCUCAUUCCUGUCAUUGCCAAGGCCGACACAUUGACCGACGAGGAGAUUUCCCUCUUCAAGCAGAGAAUUCUCGCAGAUAUCCAGCACCAUUCGAUUCAGAUCUUCGAGGGACCCCGCUACGAGCUUGACGACGAGGAGACCAUUGCCGAGAACCAAGAGAUUAUGUCCAAAGUUCCUUUCGCCGUUGUUGGUGCCAACACUGAGGUCACCACAGCUGAUGGACGUAAAGUGCGCGGUCGUAGCUAUCCUUGGGGUGUCAUUGAGGUCGACAACGAGGAGCACUGCGACUUUGUCAAACUGCGCCAGAUGCUGAUCCGCACUCACAUGGAAGAGCUCAAGGAGCACACCAACAACUGGCUCUACGAGAACUACCGGUCCGACAAGCUUACCCAAAUGGGUGUCGCCCAGGAUCCAAGCGUGUUCAAGGAGGUCAACCCAGCAGUCAAACAAGAGGAGGAGCGUGCUUUGCACGAGCAGAAACUCGCCAAGAUGGAGGCAGAGAUGAAGAUGGUCUUCCAGCAGAAGGUUGCAGAGAAGGAAAGCAAGCUGAAACAGAGCGAGGACGAAUUAUACGCGCGACAUCGCGAGAUGAAGGACCAACUGGAACGCCAACGCCAGGAGCUGGAAGAGAAGAAGGCCCGGCUCGAGAGUGGAAGGCCAAUCGAAGAGAAGGGAAAGAGGAAGGGCUUUUCUCUCCGUUAA
This is a messenger RNA of Aspergillus lentulus, 1389 nucleotides long. It is a transcript of the gene aspB, whose product is annotated as septin AspB. Gene Ontology annotation, molecular function: GTP binding. The record is from RefSeq and is a predicted model, not a curated record. Lineage: Eukaryota; Fungi; Ascomycota; Eurotiomycetes; Eurotiales; Aspergillaceae.